Molecule: messenger RNA, 840 nt
Organism: Diaporthe amygdali
Lineage: Eukaryota; Fungi; Ascomycota; Sordariomycetes; Diaporthales; Diaporthaceae
Product: 13 kDa ribonucleoprotein-associated protein
Exons: 5
Coding region: 1-840 (279 amino acids)
Biological process (GO): maturation of SSU-rRNA; mRNA splicing, via spliceosome
Cellular component (GO): small-subunit processome; precatalytic spliceosome; box C/D methylation guide snoRNP complex
Molecular function (GO): RNA binding
Source: RefSeq, a predicted model, not a curated record
AUGGACGGGCAGACGAUGGUGACGGUUCGAGUUGCGUUGAGAGGUUGGCAAGGUGGUUCCAAGGCUCCCUAUGAUUGGGCGAAGGUUUUGCUGUGUCUGCGGCAGGCGGAUCCAACCAGCACAGCACCAGAGGCUCAGAGCCAGUUGACCACUGCGGAUAAGCAGCAGCUCGCACCGCAGACAGAGCACGGGGCAGGCGAGCACGGACCGACCUACUUACAUAAGCUCUCGAACCGGUGCCGCAUCAACAAGGUGUCCUAUCAGUCUGCUUAUCGGCAGACCCACCUUGCUCUGGGACCCGGCUCGGAGCUCAAAUCAUUUUUUUUUGAUCUGGCGAGCGCCUCGUACCAAAGCAUCACUACACCACCACCACCACCACCACCACCACCGCCACCUCUCCUCACCACACCAGGGCGAUCUACGGAAAGGAACCCUGUUACUCAAAAUCCGCCCAUCAUGUCCAACCAGAACGAGUCUGCUGCUUGGCCCAUCGCCGAUGCGGCCUUGACCCAGGAAAUCCUGGAUCUGCUGCAGUCCAGCGCUCAUUACAGGCAGCUGAAGAAGGGAGCCAACGAAGCGACCAAGGCGCUCAACCGUGGAACUGCUGAGAUUGUCGUCCUUGCUGCUGACACCACCCCUCUCGCCAUUCUCCUGCACAUCCCUCUCCUGGCUGAGGACAAGAACACCCCCUACGUUUACGUCCCCAGCAAGGUCGCUUUGGGCCGCGCAUGCGGUGUCUCGAGGGCUGUUAUCUCAGCUGCGAUCACAUCCAACGAAUCGUCUGACCUGAUGGGCCAGAUCCGUGCUCUGAAGGACAAGGUCGAGAGAUUGGCCAUCUAA